CCCAUACGCGCUCAGAAAGCUCUUGAACUUCGUCGAAUGUGGAACGGCAGAUUAUAACACUCGCAAUUAUCACCACCACCAUUGUCCAUCCCAAGUAACACCUUCAAACCAAUCCUCUUACAUCCGCGGUCUCUCUCGCACGAUCAUUCCGACGUUUGCUUGUUGUGAAGAACUGAAUAGGAAGCGAGAUGGGCGAGGUGGCUGUCAACGGUUUCGAACCGAUCAUGGCCGCCGACCCGGUAGACGAGUUGUUGAAUGGAUCACCUUCAGAAACCAAGGAAAAUGUUGAGGGACUCGUGAAUGGUGUGGCUGAACUGACUGAGCGCAUCAAGCGCCGGGCUAAACGCCCUUCCAAGUUCAUAACCAAGGAACUGAAUCGAGCGAAUUCUGAUACGCAGGUGAUAGCCCCUCUGCGAGCCCUCAAGAAUUCUCGCAAGUCUCGUAAUGGCUUUGGACGCGGACUUCCCAAGAAGGGUGGUGCAGGUGGAAAGGGAACCUGGGGAGCACUGGGUUCUGAAUUAACGGAAGAAGAGUUAGACGGGGCCAUUGAUACCAAUGAUCCCAAUUAUGACGAGUCCAAUCCAGACAACAAGGACUUCAAACUGAAGAUCAUUGAUCUUGACAGAUCGGACGAAGAACUUCAGAAACAAAUAUCGUCCCUAGUGGCUGAAUAUUUUGAUCAUGGAGACACACAUGAGACGUACCUUUCCUUCGAGGAAUUACAGGUGUCGACGCGUGCCCACCUUGUAGUGGUGACGGCUAUUGAACUGGCUAUGGACCAUAAACCUUCUCACAGGGAGAUGACCAGUGUUCUCCUGGCUGACCUUUAUGGUCACCUGCUUUAUGAGCCUCACUAUACCAAAGGUUACGAUAUGCUUAUAAAGAACCUGAGUGACCUUGUGCUGGACACUCCAGACGCUCCUACCAUCCUUGGCAAUUUUAUUGCUAGAUCCAUUGCAGAUGACUGCAUACCCCCAAAGUUCCUUCAAAGUUAUAAAGGCAAAGUGGAUUGUGAGCAUGCAGUUGUAACAUUGGCAAGAUCAGAUAGCUUGCUGUCCAUGCGUCAUGGCCUGGUGAGGUUGGAUAACGUUUGGGGUGUGGGAGGGGGAACCCGACCCGUUAAGUACCUGGUGAAGAAGAUGGUACUCUUACUGGAGGAAUACCUUUCUUCUUCAGAUGUUGCCGAGGCUACUAGAUGCCUUCUGGAACUGGAGGUUCCUCAUUUUCAUCAUGAAUUGGUGUACGAAGCUGUAGUAAUGACAUUAGAAAAGAUGGAUGAUCGUACCUUAAGACUGAUGUGUGAUUUAUUAGGAUCACUCCACAGUGCUAUCAUCAUCACGCCAAACCAGAUGAAGGCUGGCUUUUUCAGGGUAUAUGAAGAUAUGCCACAAAUAUGUGUGGAUGUACCUCCAGCAUAUACAAUAUUGGAAAGAUUUGUCAUGAAGUGCCAAGCUGCAAAGGUUGUCAGUGAUGAUGUUGUGAAGAAGUUACCCGUGAGAGGGCGUAAACGCUUUGUGUCGGAGGGAGAUGGUGGUCGCAUUAAGGACGAUGCCUACUUCUAAUCAGUCAGCCCACACACCUGUGGUGCCACUAAGGAAUCUGAAUGGCAAGAUUUAACAUUUCUUAUAAUUUGGAUUAUGUAUUGUGGGAUUUCCUGUUCCUUGGAAUGCAUUCCUAAAUUUUAUUAUGAAUAAUUAAGUUCUAAUAUUUUGGAUGGAUUACAUUUAAGUAUUACAAAUAGUAUUGCAUUAAAUGUAUAGAUUGUUUUAUUUAAUUUGAUGAUAUUGAUUUUGCUCUUUAUUUGGAUUUGAGCAGAGAUUUCCUAUGUGGUAUCCUAGCGUGAGUCAUCAGAUACAAAGAGGAGACUUGAAUGCCACAGAAAUAUCAAAAUCUGUCUCUUCUAUGCAUGUGAAGACUAUUGCUGUGUGAACCGAGUUUCCAUGUUGUUUGCAAGUACUCUGGUUAAUGUGGAUUCUUUGAUAGUACAGUAUACAGUAUUACACAUUAUUCAAGGUGUCCUAAUUUUGAAUUUUGUGUAUUUUGGACAAGUUCGUUUUCAUUUUACUGAAAUUUGAAACAUCCAUUAUGUAAACAGGUGGAGACUCUGCUUGUACUGUAGACAGGUAGUGCGUUGCUUAAUUAUGUCCUACACCUUACGCUUAAUGCCACUUUCCUAGUUGAAGGCACAGAGACGGGAACUACACUAUUUCAUGUAAGCCAAGGCAAGCAUCUUGGGUGAUGGAGACUUGAAUUCUUUUUAAAUCUGACAUGGAGAAUCUAAAAAUUGACUACAGAAUGCAAAGCAUUGCACCAGGUAGUAAUCUGCUUAGUGUGCCUUCCUCUUGGAAAUGGAUAAGGUUAGCCUGCUCCUGACACUUGCCAACGUGGUCAUUUUUUUAAAUUAGAAAUACCGUACAUGACAUAUAAGAUCGGUGGUUAGCGAUUUGUUUUCCAUGAUUGUACCUAGACCAGUGACAUUAAUCAUCGUGGAGCACCACGUUGGUGUGUGCUAAGCUUUAUUGUUCCCUACCGAGCUGUACCUGUGUAUCGUGCGUAUACUUGUUGUUUCAUAUAGCAAAGAAUUUGUUGCUCACUUGUGAAUACUAUUUUUUCUAUUGUAAAAACUAUGGGAUAGGAAACCCAAAUGUUCCAUAGUUAUAGAGCAAGUUUUCUUUUCACUACGUGAGAUUUAUACUCUUGCCAAGUUGAGCAAGAGUUGGAAAGUACAAGACUAAUUUUAGUUUUGAAAACUUUACAAAAAAAAUUAAAAUCUCUGGCCAUCCCUUAGAGAGGGGCCUGGGACCAGGGAAGAGGAUUGGUAUGCCACCUUUGUCAGGAUAGAUGCAUAGUGGGGACUAUAUGUAAUUUGUAAUUCCUACAUAUUGGGUCAGGUAGAUUUUUUGGGGAAAAUAAUUUGUUCAACAUACUGGGGGACAAAAUUAUAUACUAUAUUUAUGCAUUUUGUUAUAUAUGUAUUGACUUUGUUUAGUUUCAGUAUGCAUCUGUUUGUGACAAGGUAUAAUUUUUACCUUGGGAUUGUAAUUGAUUAUAAUUGCACAAGAAAAGUACAAAAAAAUUGUAAAAAUGUGAAAAAUCAUAAUAAAAAUUGCAAAAUGUUUUAAAA
Molecule: messenger RNA, 3124 nt
Organism: Procambarus clarkii (red swamp crayfish)
Lineage: Eukaryota; Metazoa; Arthropoda; Malacostraca; Decapoda; Cambaridae
Gene: Pdcd4
Product: Programmed cell death 4
Biological process (GO): negative regulation of DNA-templated transcription
Cellular component (GO): nucleus; cytosol
Source: RefSeq, a predicted model, not a curated record